Boeremia exigua is the source of this 1419-nucleotide messenger RNA. Its product is annotated as cinnamyl-alcohol dehydrogenase 1. Gene Ontology annotation, molecular function: alcohol dehydrogenase (NADP+) activity; zinc ion binding. The coding region runs from base 302 to 1381 and encodes 359 amino acids. The transcript has a single exon. NCBI's taxonomy places the organism in Eukaryota, Fungi, Ascomycota, Dothideomycetes, Pleosporales, Didymellaceae. Gene Ontology annotation, biological process: alcohol metabolic process. The record is from RefSeq and is a predicted model, not a curated record.
CUAAAUCCGUUCGUCAACCGGAUACUUUUUGCACUCGGGGCGGUCUAGCCCCACUAGGCUAUACCCAUGGCUAAGUGUAGUUCCACAAUGCCGUCGUUAAUGAGCCUAGACAUGAUAGCGCGUCAUGGACAAGUAUGGAGCCCGAUAUUUAUCGGUCAAAACGGACGGAGGUACGUGACGCCAGGAAACACAGUACAUAUAAGAGAGCCAUGCGCGCCUGAAUGUGGCACGAGUUCAAACUACACCGCUGCAUCCCAUCAUCUCUUCCCAAAAAUUCACAACAACAUACCACACCAGCACGAUGACCGACUACAAAUUUGAAGGAUGGUGCGGCCACGACUCCAAGUCUGCUGAGGGCAACAUGAAGUGGGAGGAGUACACACCAAAGACGUUCACCGAUGACGACGUCGAUAUCAAGAUUUCUCACUGCGGUGUCUGCGGUUCAGACAUCCACACUCUCCGCUCCGGCUGGUACCCCACCCCGUACCCUUGCGUUGUCGGCCACGAGAUCAUUGGCAAGGCUGUCAAGGUUGGAAAGAAUGUCAAGCACAUCAAGGAGGGCGAUCGCGUCGGUGUUGGCGCGCAAGCAGCAUCCUGCCUGAAACCUGACUGCCAACAAUGCUCUGACGGCCUUGAGAACCAUUGCAGCAACGGUAUGGCCCCUACAUACGGCGCCUUUUUCCCCGGCACAAAUGACAAGACCUAUGGUGGAUACGCAAACUACAACCGGACGCCCGGCCACUUCGUAUUCAAGAUUCCUGAGGGGAUCUCCAGCGAGCACGCCGCGCCCAUCAUGUGCGGUGGAAUCACCGCUUACAGCCCACUGAAGACAUACAAUGCGAAGGGCAAGAACGUUGGUAUCCUUGGUCUCGGAGGGCUUGGUCACUUCGGUGUCCUAUUCGCAAAGGCACUCGGCGCAAAGAGCGUGACUGUCAUCUCACGCACGCAUUCCAAGGAGGAGGACGCCAAAGCACUUGGUGCUGAUAACUUCAUCGCUACCGGUGAUGAGGGCUGGGACCAGGGCAAGAACAGUGGUUCCCUUGACCUGAUCGUCUCCACCGUUUCUUCCGACAAGAUGCCUUUGGCCGGUUACCUCAACCUCCUCAGUUUCCGCGGCACCUUCGUCCAGGUCGGUGCACCUGAGGACCCGCUGCCCGCUUUCCCAGCCUUUGCGCUCAUCCAGAAGGCUAUCCACAUCACUGGUUCAGCCAUCGGUUCUCCUUCCGAGAUCGUUGAGAUGCUGAACCUUGUUGCGGAGAAGAACAUCAAGCCCUGGACACAGGUUUACCCCCUGAAGGAGGCUAACCAGGCGGUUGUUGACUUUGAAGCUGGCAAGCCAAGGUUCAGGUUCGUUCUUAAGAACGAGAACUACACGGAGUAGAUUUAGAUCAUACGAGAACAUGAAAUAAUGAAAGCACA